AACCCCUGACCCAGGUCUUUUUCUUUCCCAUCCGUUUGCGAUUUAGGGUUUACGGUUCCGAAGUGGGCUGUCGGAGAUGAUGUACGGUGACCCACCGCAGAAUCCGGAGUUCCCUCGAGUGCCGCCUCCACCCUCGCGGCAGCCGUCAGCUUCUUCCACCAAUCUGGCGCCGGAAUUCCCUCGGACGCCGGCGCCUUACGAAGCAUAUGGAGACAGUUUUGCGGCUAGAAGAAUGCGAAAAGUUGUUCAAAGGCGAGCUGUGGACUAUACUAGCACUGUUGUCCGAUAUAUGCAGGUUCGCAUGUGGCAGCAGGAUGUCAAAGACAGACCCAUUUUGCAACCUACUCCAGCUGCUGUCUUGGAUAUCCUACCAACAGUUGCAUAUGCAGACAACCCUUCCAUAAGUUAUGCUGCCAAGUUUGUUCAUGCCUCAACAAACAAAAAUAGGUGUUCCAUUAAUAAAGUCCUAUGGGCUCCUACAGGCCGACGUCUCAUUACUGGAUCACAGAGCGGUGAAUUUACUUUAUGGAAUGGUCAAUCCUUCAAUUUUGAAAUGAUUCUUCAGGCUCAUGACAAUGCAAUCAGGUCAAUGAUUUGGAGUCACAAUGACAAUUGGAUGGUUACUGGAGAUGAUGGUGGUGCAAUCAAGUACUGGCAGAGUAACAUGAAUAAUGUGAAGGUCAACAAAACGGCGCAUAAAGAAUCAGUGCGAGACUUGAGUUUUUGUCGAACAGAUUUGAAAUUCUGUUCUUGCUCUGACGAUACAACUGUUAAGGUUUGGGACUUUGCAAGAUGCCAGGAAGAGAGAUCAUUAACUGGCCAUGGUUGGGAUGUCAAGAGUGUUGACUGGCACCCAACCAAAUCAUUACUUGUGUCAGGGGGAAAGGACAAUCUUAUAAAAUUAUGGGAUGCUAAAACAGGGAAAGAGCUCUGUUCAUUCCACGGCCAUAAGAAUACUGUGCUUUGUGUUAAAUGGAACCAAAAUGGUAACUGGGUGCUGACUGCUUCGAAGGAUCAGAUCAUUAAGCUUUAUGAUAUUAGAUCCAUGAAAGAGCUUGAGUCGUUUCGUGGGCAUUCCAAGGAUGUGACUGCUUUGGAAUGGCAUCCAUUUCAUGAAGAGUACUUCACCAGUGGGAGUUUUGAUGGCUCAAUUUUUCAUUGGCUUGUUGGGCAUGAAACUCCCCAGGUUGAAAUUCCUGGUGCCCAUGAUAACAGUGUCUGGGAUCUUGCUUGGCAUCCAAUUGGAUAUCUACUUUGCAGUGGGAGCAAUGACCAUACGACCAAAUUUUGGUGCAGAAAUAGGCCUGGAGAUCUUAGUCGAGAUAAAUACAGCCACGGUCCAACUGCUGGUUAUGGUGAUCAAAACUCCAUGAUAUCUGGCCGGGCAGUUGGUGGUUUCCUGGCAUCAGAACCUCCCUCAACUCCUGGACCAUUUGCUGUUGGGUUAUCAAGAAAUGAAGGAACUAUCCCUGGUAUUGGGGCUGCCAUGCCUUUAUCUGUCCCAUCAAUUGAUGGAUCUGAUCAAGGGGAUCAGAGGCAGUCUUUUCCUGGUAGCAUGCUUCCUGGGGCACCUCCUCUUCCACCUGGCCCUCAUCCAUCUCUUUUAGCAUCUGGGCAGCAACAAAUUUACCAGCAAACUCCUCUUCACCAGCAGCAUCAACCAUUUUCACAGCAAAUGCCGUCUACAAACUUGCCUCAAUUGCAGCCUCCAUCACAUGUACCACAACUUCCUCAUCUACCUCCUCCACGACCACCUCCUCUUAAUUCUCUUGGUAUAUCUGGCUCAAUUCCAGGAUCCAUGUCCAUGCCUUCCUCGAUGGUUCCAUCUAUGCCACCUUUCCCAAAUCAUAUGAUGAUGCAAGGACUGACUCCUCAGCUGCCACAAGGACAUAUGAUGGGAAUUAAUCCGAUGAACACAGGUUCUGUUUCCGCCAACAAUGCCCCUCCCGUAGGAGCCUUUGCCAAUGCUUUGCAAACUGUUCACGGUGCAUCAACAAGCGGGCUACAGAACUUCCCGCUAGGUGGGUUCAGCCUGCAACAAGGUGGGCAGAUGGCUCCGAUUCCAGGAUUCCAGCCUGGGAUGAUGGAUAUUCGGGUUUCGGGUAUGCCAUUAGGAGGGAACACUGGAAAUCCGCUUCCACGACAGCCACCUUUUCCUCAUGGAUCUCCACCCAAAUAGCUUGCUUUCUGUAUUCCUUGGUAUUCACAUAUAAGAUUGAGUUGUAACCUUGGACAUCUAUUUAACAAUCAUCUUGGUUUUAAGCAUUCUAUGAUAAAUUAAGUUGUACAAGUACCUUAUGCAAGAAACCUCUGUAACUCGUUCCCGAGAAUUAUCAUCUUGUUCAAAACAAUGUUCUAGUUCA
This is a messenger RNA of Zingiber officinale, 2363 nucleotides long. RefSeq names its product flowering time control protein FY-like. Gene Ontology annotation, cellular component: mRNA cleavage and polyadenylation specificity factor complex. NCBI's taxonomy places the organism in Eukaryota, Viridiplantae, Streptophyta, Magnoliopsida, Zingiberales, Zingiberaceae. The coding region runs from base 77 to 2179 and encodes 700 amino acids. The record is from RefSeq and is a predicted model, not a curated record. The transcript is spliced from 18 exons. Gene Ontology annotation, molecular function: protein binding.